AUGGAACCAACCUCUGGCAGAAUAAUGGACAUCGAGGCAAACAAAGCACGACGGGAACUUUAUAGUUGCUUCCAGCGCUACUUGAUCAAACCCUUCCGGGACCCUCCCCACAGAACUCCCAAGCCACCGACGCGAGCGGAGAGAGAGUACCUGGUGGAAGACAAGCGUAAAAAACUGACCGGAUUUCACCCUAGGGCCGAGCAGAGGUUCGCCGUCCACCCAGACGUGACCGAGGAGUUCUUGCGUCGGAAGAACGCCUUGUUGAAGCACCACUGCCCCUCCAUCAGCUCCCGAGGCUGGCUGACUCUGGGAAGACUCGAUCCCAUCUUCCCGCCCAGGUCGGAACGCGUGUACAACAGCAACGUCUGGAGGUACUAUGUCUCCCAGUCGGCGGGACAUCACGCCAACAGAGACCACGAGCGCUUCCCCAACCUGAUCGCCUCUCUCUACCCAAUAACCAUCCCAACCCCCUCGUCAAUGAGGGGCAAUACCUGGCUGCGAUUUGUAUCCUGCGGCAACCUGUACAUUGACAUACGGGGGAAGAAAAAGGCAAUCGGACUGUUGGAGAAGGAGCUGGCUGAUGACAAGAAACUAACGAUAAAGAGCGAAAGCAGAAUGCCCCCAAUAGACAUCUUUGGGAAUAUCAUUCCCCCGGAAAACCAGCAUGGGUACGUGGCCGGGACUCCAGUUUGCUGUCGUUAUCUAACGGACAUCGGGAAACAAUCCACAACAUUGGAUCUUAUUUAG
Molecule: messenger RNA, 747 nt
Organism: Amblyraja radiata (thorny skate)
Lineage: Eukaryota; Metazoa; Chordata; Chondrichthyes; Rajiformes; Rajidae
Product: testis-expressed protein 52
Exons: 3
Coding region: 1-747 (248 amino acids)
Source: RefSeq, a predicted model, not a curated record